This is a messenger RNA of Pristis pectinata (smalltooth sawfish), 2866 nucleotides long. It is a transcript of the gene c14h11orf96, whose product is annotated as chromosome 14 C11orf96 homolog. The record is from RefSeq and is a predicted model, not a curated record. Bases 154 to 522 code for a protein of 122 amino acids. NCBI's taxonomy places the organism in Eukaryota, Metazoa, Chordata, Chondrichthyes, Rhinopristiformes, Pristidae. The transcript has a single exon.
CGCUUUAAAAGGCAACUGUUGUCAUCAGAGUCUGCGCACACGUGGGCCGCAGUCUCUGUAUAAAGGGUCUCUCUCAACGCAGACUGAGUCAAAGUUGCGGCAACUCAGCGAGAGCGAAGACAGAGCAGAGCAGAAGCUGGUGCUGUGAAACGGAUGGCAGCGGGCAAGCAGGGCGAGGUGGUGGGCAUCUGCACCAGCUACCAGGCGGUGAUGCCCAACUACGCCGGGAUAACGGAGGAAUUCCCGCAGUCGCUCCGGCGCCAGCUGCAGAAAUCCAAGCUGAAGCAGAGGAGACCCCGGGAAGCUAGGUUCAAAACGCAGCCGGUCACCUUCGAUGAAAUCCAAGAGGUGGAGGAGGAAGGGGUCUCGGCCCUAGAGGAGGAGAAAGCCAAGAAGUCGUUCCUGCAGUCGCUUGAGUGUCUCCGGAGGAGCGCGCAGAACUCCCGUGCCCAGAAGGCAACUUUAAGCAACUCAAAGCUGAGAUAUAGCUUGGACUCGAGCGACUCGGAUUCCGCCCACUGAUCGCCGGGGCACCGACCCGCCCCUUAAAAGUACUGUGCUUCAUAAUGAAGUUUUUUUUAAAAAGCUGUAUUUUGUAAAAAGAAAUCUAUUUUCAAAGGGGGAAACUUUUACGCAUUGACUGGCGCAAACCAGGAAUAAAUACUGAUGUGAGAUGUUGCUCUGUGCUUGGAUGUUUGGUCGUCGUGGAUGGAAACUGUUGGCGGAAUCUUGCCCUUCCAUCCAAGUCAUGGGAGAACGCAGCGUUGGAAAGGGAACUGCCAUUUCCUUUAUUGGACAUCACUGAAGUGAGAUAUGGAUAUAAGUGCAACUCAGCUGCAAUUUAACCGUUGUUUUCUACUCUGCUUACAGAAUUAUUAAAAUACAAGAUGCAAUUUGCAGUUAAAAAGAUUCCUUUCUAGACGUUGUCGGAUCGCACAACAGAUGCUCCAAGCGUUAGCGAUUUAGUAGCUCGGCUCUUGCCAAAUUUCAUCCAUGUAAUGCUUUUACUACUUAAAUCAGUAAUUUAUAUGUUUGUACUUUGUGAAAAUUGCAACAAAACAAGAUUGUAAUGCCUCGUGAUUAAUAAAAAUCAAUGUGCACUUAAAAAUCUUACUUAAAAUGUUAUUUUUCCCCAUAAAGAUUGCUUGCUUGAGGUUCUGAUAUCUCGAUGAGGUCAGCCUGUGAUGGAUAUUAACUGUCGGGAUCGUUUAAUUUAAUAGAUCUCGACCACCGUCACAGGCUUGAGUUUCAUGCUCAUAAUCAUGUGAGAAUUUGUCUUCCUCUAGAGCCAGCAGUUAUAUCAUAUUUUGCCGGAUUAGCGCUUUCCGCUCGGCGGUAAUAGAUAAUAUUAGAAUUGAUGCAUGUACUUUGUUUUCCCCCCUCGGGUCUGCGCAACGCAUUCGACAACUUCAACAGUUUCUCUUUUAAAUCACGUGUUUGUAUUUCGUAUUGCAACCAUAUGUUGCAAAUACAGUUUGUCACAAAUCUGUCUCCCUUCCGCCAGCGCUGCUAUCAUCUCGCUGCUCUUGCGUAAUAUUAGUGAGGACAUCAGAUAGGAGAACGCUUGUGAGAAACAUGAACCAGUAAGGCCGAAUGUGCUGUAAAAUCCUUAUGCAAGGUUGAAACCACUGCAGUCUCAGAGAGGCGCGAUUGUAACUGACAUGAAGCUGCAAAGCCUGUUCUGCACACUGACUGCUCCAGCCUUUCUCCCCUUCGCUCGUUCCCACUCCACUUGCUGCAGUGUAUCGGCCCCGCUAUACAUUUCUAAUUGAAAUGCGACCAAAGUUCGUGUGACUGCACCCCUCGUUAAACUGAUUGAUUUCCAUGAAUGACUGGUGCAAUGUUAGGUCGAUGCAGCCCCUCUAAGAUAUCCCCCGUCGUUUUAUUUUAAAACUCGUGCCAUGCUAGCUAAUGAAGAAGAUUGGAUUUCUUUAAGUGACGAGCAAUCCAUUCCUAAUUUGGAUCAGCACCGUAAACUCCGCCGGUUUCGCAGUUCACAAUGCUCGCUGACGCCGGGUAACGCGCACUGCGUCCGGCUGACGACUGCUGCCCUUGCAGAUCACGCGGGCCGAGGAGGGGGUCGUCUGGGGCGGUGAAACCGGGUAUUGUAGUUUUCUAGAAUAUAAACAUGCCGUAGGAACUAUGUAAAUUUACAACAUUCUUUUAAAAAAUGCUGCUUUUUAACUUGUGCCCGAAUAAUUCACAUAUGAUAGGUACAUUGGAAUAAUAUGGCUUGGGACAUCUUUAUUAGUAUAACAAGCGCUUGGAUAGAUACAUGCAGGAGCAGGGUUUACAGGGAUAUGGGCCGAACGCAGGAAAUUGAGACUAGCUGGGUGGGCACCGUGGUGGCUUGGACUGUUUGGGCCGAAGGGCCUGUAUCCGUGCUGUAUUGCACUAUGACUCUAUAACGAGUAAGGGGGUACCACAAAAAUACUACACUUUUUUAAAGUGAGCAAAUGCUAAAACAAGUCAUCUGCAUACUCUCGUAGUGUUCUCUGUGGAUUCUUGCCGUGUUGUGUUUCUGUACCGAAUCCGUGUGUACAUUUAAAAACACACACUUAAUGCCUGUGGAGAAAUUGGAACCUCCUUGAGAUUGUAAAAAGGUGCUAUGUGAAUUCAAGGCUUUGUUAUCUGAAUCCCUACGGAAUGCAGUCCUGAGUAAUGUUAUAUAAUGUCCCAGAUUAUAUAGUCAAGGAAUCUCAAGUUGCUGGCAAUGAUUCAGAACCCUUCCACCAGCUCUCUUGUUUUGCAGCCUUCUCGAGUAGAAUCAGGGGAAACGUUAAAUUUAUGUAAGCUUAAAGUAUUUAUGAACUAGUUUUACUGUGCCAUAUGGUGAAUGUUACAUUCUGUUGCAAUGGGAUCUGUG